AUGUCCAUAAAUCCCCGGGAAAAACUGUCAUCAAUUCAUGAAGAAUUAUUAUCUGCGGAACACCAAAUUAAAAAUAGAUCGCUUCCUGAUCUUUGUAAGAUUAUUGACUACUUACCACGUAUUGAAUCUAGAAUUUAUUUAAUUCAAUACUAUUCUAUUGAAGCUGCUGAAAAUGCAUUUAAAAAAAAGCAAGUUCAAAAUAAUGCUUAUCAGGUCUUUAGCAAUUUGCAAAGGAGCCGUAUUAAAGAAAUAUGCUCGAAUGCCAAUUAUUUCUUAGGAUGCUGCUAUGAAAAUGGGGUUGGAUGUGAUAAAAAUGAUAGACUUGCUUUAUUUCAUUUUGAUUUAGCAGGUAAAGCUGCGAUAGAUGCUGGUGAAAUUAAUUUCACCAAUUUCACCAAUAGUGAUGAAAUUAUUUCACCACAUUUCACCACAUUUUAUCAGCAUCUAUAUUCAGAACUAGUGAUGCUGUGGAUUGGGGCGCAACCAGAGUUGUAUUGGGCACAACCAGGAGAGUUACCAGCACCAAAAAGACCAGCAACGAACCAGCGGCACCAAACCACUACACUAAAGAGACUAUUAAGAAAAUC
Messenger RNA from Dentiscutata heterogama, 587 nucleotides. The record is from the annotation of a GenBank genome assembly. NCBI's taxonomy places the organism in Eukaryota, Fungi, Glomeromycota, Glomeromycetes, Diversisporales, Gigasporaceae.